Oryzias latipes (Japanese medaka) is the source of this 1374-nucleotide messenger RNA. It is a transcript of the gene gins4, whose product is annotated as GINS complex subunit 4 (Sld5 homolog). The record is from RefSeq and is a predicted model, not a curated record. Lineage: Eukaryota; Metazoa; Chordata; Actinopteri; Beloniformes; Adrianichthyidae. Gene Ontology annotation, cellular component: GINS complex. Gene Ontology annotation, biological process: double-strand break repair via break-induced replication; DNA-templated DNA replication.
AGUUUUCCGAAGCAUUUGGCCAAUGACAGACGAUGAGAAUGCCUGGCAUACUAAACUCAGGGUGAACAAACCCACGAACAAUUCAAUCUCGCGAGAGCACCACAUUUGGCGCGAAUACAUAAAGAGUUGUCUUUGUACACAGACGCUGGGGUUGCAGUUGCGUUUUAAAAUAGUACUUUUUAUUGAAUCGAUAGAAUCUUUGAGUGGCUUCAAAUGAGCCAAUUAGAAUACGAAGUAGCAAAACAUAUGAGGUAAUUUAGUCCCUUUAAAAGAACAAAACGAUGUCGGAAGCCGCGUUUGAUGACAGCGAGAUCAACCAAGAAGAUGACAGCCAGGAGGACGUUAUGACUCCAGCAGAGCUGAUCGCCAAACUGGAAGAGGCUUGGCUGAAUGAGAAGUUCUCCCCCGAGCUGCAGGAGAACAAAUCCGAAGUGGUGGAAUGUGUGAUGGAGCAGCUCACUCAUAUGGAGUCCAACUUGCAGCGAGUGAAGAAAGGCGACACCAAGGCCAGCAUACAUCGCAUGGAAGUGGACCGGAUCCGCUUUGUCCUCACCAGCUACCUGCGCUCCCGGCUGCAGAAAAUUGAAAAGUUUUUCCCUCAUGUCCUGGAGAGGGAAAAGUCUCGAGCUGAUGGGGAGCCAUCCCUGCUUUCCCCCGAGGAGUUUGCAUUUGCCAAAGAGUAUUAUGACAACACAGAAGCGUACCUGAAAGCGGUAGCGCUGAAGCGGAUGCCACCUAACCUACAGAGCAUUGACAUGCUCAAAGCAGUUCCGGAGCCCUGCUUAGACUCGUUUGUGUUUCUGCGAGUCAAAGAGAAACAAGAAAAUAUCUUGAUUGAGCCUGAAACAGAUGAUCAAAGAGAGUAUGUUGUGGAUCUGGAAGAGGGCUCGCAGCACUUGAUGCGGUAUCGCACCAUCGCGCCGCUCAUCUCAAAUGGGGCCGUGAAGCUGAUCUGAAGACUCAAAAUUGUCCUCCAGUGAGAGUUUCCACUCCUGGGAAGUUUUUUUUUGUUUUUUUCCCGUUUAUAUUGUUCUUUUGAACUGUUGUAAAUACAGGUGGAAAACGUUUUCUUUCUAAAUUUAAUAAAUGACAGACAUGUGACCCAAAUACUGAUGUUUUCAACAUAUUUAUGUUGAUUUGCUGUAUUGUAUAUUUUUCUAUUUUUUUUUCCAACUGUGGAAUAAUAUUAUAAUUUGUUUUAUUAGCAAUUUGUCAUCCCUGCAAAGAAAAAUAACUCAUUAGAUGGCUUUUUAAUGCAGCACUAUUCAUUGGUUUAUUGUAUAUAUUUGUAUAUGUAAAUGUUUUUCCUAAAAGCUUUUGUUUGACAUUAUUGUGCAUUUUCAUUAUAAAAAAAUAAAUCAAAGUUUAAUAGCU